This is a messenger RNA of Ogataea polymorpha, 1312 nucleotides long. RefSeq lists its product as uncharacterized. Bases 83 to 1312 code for a protein of 409 amino acids. The record is from RefSeq and is a predicted model, not a curated record. Gene Ontology annotation, molecular function: phosphatidylinositol-4-phosphate binding. The transcript has 2 exons. Gene Ontology annotation, cellular component: Golgi cisterna; trans-Golgi network; cytosol. Gene Ontology annotation, biological process: Golgi organization; retrograde vesicle-mediated transport, Golgi to endoplasmic reticulum; Golgi vesicle budding. Lineage: Eukaryota; Fungi; Ascomycota; Pichiomycetes; Pichiales; Pichiaceae.
CGGCAACAGCUAUUUGAUUUAGCACUAACAACCAGCCCUCGCAUCAAAACCGGCAUAAGCGCGUCACACAGAAAACAACAAUAUGUCAUCGGGAUUACAAAGACGUCGGGGAAAACAGUCAUCCACAAUCGAGGAAAGCUCAGGAGCUCUUGAAGACGGAGGAGAACAUAAGAUCGCCUACGAUCCAAAUGAUAUCUCGGAGUCGUCCAAGGGAAAUCAAGUUCCCGUGCUGACCUUGAUGGAGGAAGUUUUGCUUAUUGGACUCAAGGAUAAAGAAGGAUAUCUUUCUUUCUGGAACGACAAUAUCUCCUAUGCUUUGCGGGGCCUAAUAAUCCUGGAGCUGGCCUUCCGAGGAAAGAUUAGAAUGGUAAACGACCCGGCGAGAAAAAGAUUUGAGUUUCCAGACCGGCUGAUCGAGUGCUGCGAUGGUUCCAUGACCGGGGAGACCCUUUUGGACGAAGCACUGAAGCUGAUCAAAAACGAUUCUCAACAUAUGAGCGUUUCCAACUGGAUUGAUCUGCUGUCUGGAGAAACAUGGAACUUGAUGAAAAUCAACUACCAGCUCAAACAGGUGCGAGAGAGGCUGGCUAAAGGUUUGGUGGACAAGGGCGUUCUCAAGACCGAAAGAAAGAAUUUCCUUUUGUUCGAUAUGGCUACACAUCCUAUCCAGGACCCUACACCAAAGAGAAACGUCAUAUCCCGAAUUCUCGCUAUGCUGACAAACCGAAACUUUAUCAUAGAGUACGACGAGAAAUACUUUCCACAAACCCUCAAAUACAAAUAUCUUCGGACAGUUUGUCUGGUAGCAGGUUGUUGUGCUGCCAACGUUCUGGAGAACAUUCUAAUGGACCUCAGUUUUGAAAGCCGCGAUAAUGCGUUUAUUAGGGCCGACGAAAUACUGAGCCAGUUCAGCGAGUAUCCAUUUGUCAAUAAAGGGUCCUCAAUUGGCGUGGGGAUGAACCUUUUUUCUGAGAUUGAGAAGGAGAUCGAAACUGACAAACCAGGAGACCUUGUUUUGGAAGUCGUGGCUGCCGUGAUCAGCAGCCGUGCGGCUAUCAGAGGAGAGCACCUCAAAGGAAUCCCAGCAGCCUUCAACAAAGGAGUAACCAAUUGCGGAGCCAUUUACAAGGACGAUGCAAAGACCGAGUUUGCGGGAUCCUCAUAUAACAUCGUGGCCAAUUCCAGAGAGGAGAUAAUCGAGUUUCUCAAGACUGAUCCUUACUACAAGGCAGGGAUCUGGGACGUGGAUAAUGCGUUGAUCUACCCAUACGGAUGUGCAGGGCGACUAGCCAAAGAUAUUAUUAAGCCAUGA